Messenger RNA from Gracilinanus agilis (Agile Gracile Mouse Opossum), 1966 nucleotides. It is a transcript of the gene STAMBP, whose product is annotated as STAM binding protein. Gene Ontology annotation, molecular function: protein binding; metal-dependent deubiquitinase activity; K63-linked deubiquitinase activity. The record is from RefSeq and is a predicted model, not a curated record. The transcript is spliced from 10 exons. Bases 96 to 1361 code for a protein of 421 amino acids. Lineage: Eukaryota; Metazoa; Chordata; Mammalia; Didelphimorphia; Didelphidae. Gene Ontology annotation, biological process: protein K63-linked deubiquitination. Gene Ontology annotation, cellular component: cleavage furrow; endosome.
UCUCCGCUGGCGUUGGGGGCGGGGUACGGAGGGAACUAGAACGAGGCUGGGGGAGGCCCGAACCGCGGAAGCGGAGAGGCCGAGACUCCGGCCCGAUGCCUGACCACGGAGACGUGAGCCUCCCCCCGGAGGAGAGGGUGCGAGCCCUCAUCCAGGUGGGCAGCGCCGUGGAGGUCAGCGAAGACGUCCCCCCGCGCCGCUACUUCCGCUCCGGCGUGGAGAUCAUCCGCAUGGCGUCCGUCUACUCGGAGGAGGGCAACAUCGAGCACGCCUUCAUCCUCUACAACAAGUACAUCACGCUCUUCCUUGAGAAGCUCCCCAAACACCGAGACUACAAGACGGCCGUCAUCCCCGAGAAGAAGGACACCGUGAAGAAACUCAAAGAGGUCGCGUUCCCCAAAGCGGAAGAGCUGAAGAAGGAGCUGCUGAAGAGAUACACCAAAGAGUACGUGGACUACAAUGGGAGGAAGAAGAAGGAAACAGAGGAGUUUGCUCGGAACUUGGCCAUCCAGCAGCAGCUGGAGGAGGAGCGCCAGAGGGUGGCCCAGCAGAAGCAGCAGCAGGCGGAGCAGGAACAGUUUCACGCCUUCGAGGAGAUGAUCCGGCGGCAGGAGCUGGAGAAGGAGCGGCUGCGCAUCGUGCAGGAGUUCGGGAGGCCCGACGUGGAUCUCGCCAUUCCAGGCGGCCCCCUGGUGCCCGGCGUGGAGAAGCCCCCGACGGACGUGCAUCCCUCGGCGCCCGGCCUCUCCAGCCCGGGGCCCGCACCAGCCCGGCCCCCACUGGUGGACAGAUCCUUGAAGCCCGGAUCUCUGAGCAGCCCAGAACCGACGCCCCCGCUGGACGGCCUCCGCCACGUGCUGGUGCCCCACAUGCUCUGCCCGCAGUUUCUCCAGCUGGCCGACGGCAACACGGUCCGUGGUGUGGAGACAUGCGGGAUCCUGUGCGGGAAGCUGAUGAAGAACGAAUUCACCGUCACCCACGUCCUGGUCCCCAAGCAGAGCUCGGGCCCCGACUACUGCAACACGGAGAACGAGGAGGAGCUGUUCCACAUUCAGGAUCAGCAGGGCCUCAUCACCCUGGGCUGGAUCCACACUCAUCCCACGCAGACGGCCUUCCUCUCCAGCGUGGACCUGCACACGCACUGCUCCUACCAGAUGAUGCUGCCGGAGUCCAUCGCCAUCGUCUGCUCGCCCAAGUUUCAGGAAACGGGAUUCUUUAGGCUGACGGACCACGGCCUGGAGGAGAUUUCUUCUUGUCGCCAGAAAGGGUUUCAUCCUCACUGCAAGGACCCCCCUCUGUUCUGUACCUGCAGUCACGUGACCGUGGUGGACCGAGCCGUCACCAUCACUGACCUUCGAUGAAAUGUUGGCCUUAACACUGUCCAGUUACUGUAAAAGCUCUCCGUGUACUGCAGCCCCUUCUCUGUUCCCCGGAGCCCGCCGGGGUCUGCUCUGACUGAAAAGGGGUCUGCCGUUCCCGGGGGGAGCCGGCCCUCUGCGCUGCUCUCGGGGUGCCAGAAAUACGUGAGCGAGGCUCGAGUGGCCUCCAUUCUGCCUCUCCCUCAGAGCACUAAUAGGCCUUCUCAGUUCAGCUCUAACUCGGCGCUCCCCCUUCUCGCUUUCUUUGCUCGUUUCUCCACUGGGACAGACGAAGGGCACCUGUGCGGACAGAACUGUGUUAACCCACCUGCGGCCUCUUUUAUCCCCUUCUGGCACUGAGGAAGGGGCUCAGCAUGAGGACACUUUAAAAAUAGGAAGCUUGUCCCGCGGCAGGGAGGCCCGGCCUUUCACGAGGACGCUGCCCCGCCGACAUGGACCCCGACCGGGGACAGGACGGGACGGAUCAGGGGGAACUGCCUGUCCUGCAAAAUGCGUUUGUGCGGCUGGCCAGAGAUAUUUUUGUUGUUGUUUAACUAAUGGUUCCAGAGGUUUUUUUUUCCCUAAAAUAAAGUGAUUAAAUAAACUGA